Molecule: messenger RNA, 1555 nt
Organism: Nomia melanderi (Alkali bee)
Lineage: Eukaryota; Metazoa; Arthropoda; Insecta; Hymenoptera; Halictidae
Product: dnaJ homolog subfamily C member 28
Source: RefSeq, a predicted model, not a curated record
AAAUAGUCACGCUCACGUGUCUUGCGCUGACGUUUUAUCUAAUGUCAGUAUCUGAUAUUUUAUAUGAUUACUGAGAAACAUGUAACGUAAAUUGUUAUUAAGUAAUUUAUAACUGUAAAAUAUUCGGUUCAUAUCCAAAAUUAACCGUAAAAUACAUCAUAUACGAUGUAUUAUAUACAUACAAAUAAUUAUGACUAUAAAUUCACCUUGGUCACUUUUUUAUUUUAAACAAUAUCUUUAUUAAUAGUAAUAGUAGUCAACAUCCAUAUGUAUGUAUAAUUCCUUAAGCAAUUAUAUAAUCGUAUAAAGGUAUUAAAACCAUUAUAACAUUUCACAUUUUAAAAAUCAUGUUAAAGCUCAAUCGAUUACAUGUAAAAUCUGAAUAUUUAUCACUUCCUAUGAUUUUGGAUUCAAUGCACAUAAGAAGAUUUAAACACCAACAUAAUAUAAAGGAAUGGUAUAAAAUAUUGGAGGUUCCUGAGGAUUGUAAGGAUGAAACUCUGAAAUUAGCAUUUAUUACUUUAGCCAAACGGUUUCAUCCAGAUAGUGGUACAUCAGAAGCUAGCGCAUCCAAAUUUUCUGAGAUUGAAAACGCUUAUAGACAAAUUCGAAAAACAAGAAUAGAUCAAAAAGAAAAAAAUGAAAAUUUACCUGAGGUUGAAGAAUUUGAUAUUAGACAUACUGCUCCACAGCAUCGUCACUAUUUAACAUAUAAUGUAGGAACUGGAACAUUUAGUAAACGACAGAAAUUGUAUACAGCACAUAGGGCUCAAAAAGCAGUUGAAAAUGUAAUAGAGCACAGACUUAAAAAAUUGCAAGCUGAGGAACGUAAUACACUGGUUGGAAAGGAUAAAGAACGUGCAAAAGAUAUCAAAACACGCUUCGGAAUGGAUCGUUUGGUGGAAGAUUUAAUACAAGAUGCAAUGAAGAAAGGUGAAUUUAAUGAUUUACCAGGCACGGGUAAACCUCUUAAAGAAAAUGCAAAUAUGCGAAAUCCAUAUGUUGAUUUUGUAACAUAUAAAUUAAAUGAGGUGUUAAUAGAAAAUGGAUUUACUCCCGAAUGGAUACAAUUAUCUAAAGAAAUCAGAGAAGAAACUGAAAAUUUACGGAAACAGUUAAAAGAAAGACGCAACGAAGUAGGUCCUCUUCCAUUGAGUUCUGCGGAUGAAGCAACUUGGGAAAACAUUAUAAAAGAUUUUUCGUUAGUGACGAAACGUGUAAAUAAAAAAAUUGAUAAAUACAAUUUAUUAGUACCUAUACUUCAAAAACAAAUGCUCCAUAUUAAAUUAGAAGAUCUAGCAAAUGAAGCACUUUCUAUGGUACCAAAGAAAAAAACCAAAAAAUAUUCAAAUUGUAAAAAUGUGAAUCCGAAUUAUAGUACUGAAGACUAUAGUGGAGAUAUACUUGGAGAUUUAACAUCAUUUUUAAUAAAAACAUUUCAUAAAAAAUAAAAUUCAACAAUUACUUUUUUCUAAAGUUAUAGAUAAUUGUAUAUAAAAAGUUAAUAAUAAACAACCAGAGAUAAAAAUAUAUCGUUUAUCAGACAAAAAGUAAU